CAUAUGGCAAAAAACGAUUUAGGGUCACACCACAAUUCGCCAAAACAAAAAACUUAUUUCAAAUUUCGUACAAUUUCGUCAGAAUUUGGAUUGCUUCCAAAUGCCCGAUCAGUUGAUAAGCUGAGAUGAUGGCAUCUACACCACUCCUUACCCUAAGCUGGCUGCUUCUACUGGGCAGUGCAGUGUGUUCUACAAAUUCUAAUCUCAAGAUAAUGGAACGAAUGCUUGGAGAUAUGGAUGAGAAAGCCGAACCCUGUCAGAAUUUCUACAACUCAUCUCAAAAGAAUCUUCAAUGGGCUGAAUUUCCGACGGUGAGCGAAGAGUUCCAACUCCUGUUCGAUGGAAUAGAGAACGAGGUGUUUAAGGAGCACAGCUUCGAGCACAAGUUACAACGUUUCUACAAAAUCUGUUUGACUAAGGAAAGACCCAGUCAGCUCAAGUUUUUUGAGCUGGUGCCACUGGGAGAAGAUAUCAACUGGCCCUUUUUGACGCCCGCCGGAAGCGAGUGGCCAAAGGAGAAGUUCCAGUGGACGGAGGCACUGGCUCAACUGCGUCGGUAUGGCAUAAAUGACGUCAUGUUCGGAAUGAGUGUACGGCCGGAUGCGGACAGUGGCCAGCCCAUAGUGAUCUUUGAAAAAAAGUACGAUUUUUUAUUGCGGUUCAUGGAGUCGAUGCAAAAUGUUGGUCUUCCUCCCCAUUUGGCAAAGGAGAUAGCGCCCCUGGACAAGAUCCUGCGAGAAGUGUACACAUUAGAUAUGGAGUGGGAACACAAGGGAAACCGUGCACCUGGCCACCGGAUAAGUCUGCGAGAGCUGGAAAAUUAUGGGGUGUCCCUAACCAAGUAUCUUGAGAUCGUCUUCAGACGCCCCUUUUCGCCGGAUUUUGUGGUGCAGGUGGAUAAUCUUUACUACUUAAUGGGGCUCCAGGAGGUCAUGACUACCGUCCCCAGCCAUGUGGUGGCCAAAUAUCUGGCGGCACGCUUUAACUUCUAUAUAGUGUUCACGUUUAUGAAACACGGAGGAUCAUGCGUGACUUCAAUGCGUCAUACCAUGGAAUUCGCCAGUAAUCUGCUGUUCGAGGAGCGAGUUCUGGGACGCAAAAAGCUACGUAGCUAUCAAAACCAGGCUGGAAAAAUAUUUGAUGCCAUGCGCAAGCAGCUACACAUCAGACUCGAAAGAAACUCCCUGGAGCUGCCAGCCGCUGAGAUUUCCUCCCUGCAGAAGAAGUUGAAUGGUUUGAGCCUGAGCAUCGGCAAUCUGCCGGGAAAAGCCGGUCAUCGACGAUUCGUAACCCGAUUCUACAAGGAUCUUGAGUUUGCAGACGACGAGACGUCUGCGACUGCCCAUCUGAAGGUUUUGGAACACCGAACACGUGCCGAGCUGAGGCUACUGGACCAAUCGAACUUCAACGAUAGGCGGUACGUGCUCCACUAUAUACCCAUUUCGAAUAAUUUCUUCGAAACUGCGAUCGAGGAAAAUGGAAACACGAUUUAUGUGGCCUACGACCUCCUGGCAGAUGCUUCCUUCGACCCCGACAGCCAUGAAAUCUUUAAAAUGACUCCCUUGGGCAUCCGUUUUGCCUUCGAGAUGCUAAAAAGUCUCAAUCUUUAUAAUUGCAAACGGUAUAAACUGAAUAUGCUCAAAAUGUUCGAUGAUAACCAAAUUAUCACAGCCGGUGACGAUUGUCAAUCGGUUGUAUGGUCUCAAGAGAUGGCGGAUAGUCAACGCGACCAGUACCUCGUAAUGCUUCAAUUGGCCUACGAAGCCUACUUUGCAGAGGAUUCCAAGUUCAGCCAGAGGCAGCCCAACUUUACCACAAUACCGCUGAGGAAGCUGUUCUUCUUCAGGUUUGGCCAGAGUUCCUUCGGAAAAACGCUGUAUUCCAUCAGCGAUUUCGUCGAGGGCGGUCCACCCAUAAAUUCCUUCACAAGGAUGCCUGUUUUUGUCCGCGCCUUCAACUGUUUGGCUCCGGAACAGGAGCUCAAAUAGUAUUAGGUCAUUCUUCGACCAAGUACAUGCCCACAUAUGUAUUAGAACAACAACAAAUUAAUGCAUUUACUACAUGUUCUACCUUAUUUUACACAGUGAUA
This is a messenger RNA of Drosophila yakuba, 2089 nucleotides long. RefSeq lists its product as uncharacterized. Lineage: Eukaryota; Metazoa; Arthropoda; Insecta; Diptera; Drosophilidae. Gene Ontology annotation, cellular component: plasma membrane. Gene Ontology annotation, molecular function: metalloendopeptidase activity. The transcript has a single exon. Gene Ontology annotation, biological process: protein processing. The coding region runs from base 126 to 1988 and encodes 620 amino acids. The record is from RefSeq and is a predicted model, not a curated record.